This is a messenger RNA of Mustela erminea (ermine), 1642 nucleotides long. RefSeq names its product PHD finger protein 10 (gene PHF10). Bases 41 to 1537 code for a protein of 498 amino acids. Lineage: Eukaryota; Metazoa; Chordata; Mammalia; Carnivora; Mustelidae. The record is from RefSeq and is a predicted model, not a curated record. Gene Ontology annotation, cellular component: npBAF complex. The transcript is spliced from 12 exons.
GCGGCGGCGGCGGCGGCGGCGGCGCGGGGCGCUCGGGCUGAUGGCGGCGGCGGCCGGCCCCGGGACGGCGCUGUCCCCGCGGCCGUGCGACAGUGACCCGGCCACCCCCGGAGCGCCGUCCCCGAAGGAUGACACUGAAGACAAUUCAAAUGAUGGGACCCAACCGUCCAAAAGGAGGCGCAUGGGCUCGGGAGAUAGCUGUAGGAGUUGUGAGACUUCCAGUCAAGACCUUGGCUUUAGCUACUACCCAGCAGAAAAUUUGAUAGAGUACAAGUGGCCGCCUGACGAAACAGGAGAAUACUAUAUGCUUCAGGAGCAAGUCAGUGAAUACUUGGGGGUGACCUCCUUUAAACGGAAAUAUCCAGAUUUAGAGCGACGAGAUUUGUCCCAUAAGGAGAAACUCUACCUGCGGGAGCUGAAUGUCAUCACGGAGACGCAGUGUACUCUAGGUUUAACAGCAUUGCGCAGUGAUGAAGUGAUUGAUUUAAUGAUAAAAGAAUAUCCAGCCAAACAUGCUGAGUACUCUGUUAUUUUACAAGAAAAAGAGCGUCAGCGAAUUACAGAUCAUUAUAAAGAGUAUUCUCAACUGCAACAACAGAACACUCAGAAAGUUGAAGCCAGCAAAGUGCCUGAGUACAUUAAGAAAGCUGCCAGAAAAGCAGCCGAAUUUAACAGCAACUUGAACCGGGAGCGUACGGAGGAGCGAAGAGCUUACUUCGACUUGCAGACGCACGUCAUCCAGGUGCCUCAAGGGAAGUACAGAGUGUUGCCGACAGAGCGAACCAAGGUCAGCUCCUACCCGGUGGCCCUCAUCCCCGGACAGUUUCAGGAAUACUACAAAAGGUACUCCCCGGAUGAGCUGCGGUAUCUGCCGCUCAACACCGCGCUCUACGAGCCCCCCCUGGACCCCGAGCUGCCGGCCCUUGACAGCGAUGGUGACUCGGACGAUGCCGAGGACAGUCGAGGCGACGAGAAACAGAAACACAAAGGGACUUCGGACAGCUCCUCUGGCAACGUGUCCGAGGGGGAAGGCCUUCCCGACGGCCAGGAGGAGCCUUUCCAGGGAAGACAGAGAUCCAAGGACAAAGCUGCUACUCCAAGAAAAGACGCUUCCAAACGUUCUGUACUGUCCAAGUCAGUCCCUGGGUACAAGCCAAAGGUCAUUCCAAAUGCUCUAUGUGGAAUUUGUCUGAAGGGUAAGGAGUCCAACAAGAAAGGGAAGGCUGAAUCCCUCAUACACUGCUCCCAGUGUGACAAUAGUGGCCAUCCUUCUUGCCUGGAUAUGACCAUGGAGCUUGUUUCUAUGAUUAAGACCUACCCAUGGCAAUGUAUGGAAUGUAAAACUUGCAUUAUAUGUGGACAACCCCACCAUGAAGAAGAAAUGAUGUUCUGUGAUGUGUGUGACAGAGGUUAUCAUACUUUUUGUGUGGGCCUUGGUGCUAUUCCAUCAGGUCGCUGGAUUUGUGACUGUUGUCAGCGAGCCCCCCCAACACCCAGGAAAGUGGGCAGAAGGGGGAAAAGCAGCAAAGAGGGAUAAAAUAGUUUUUGACCCCAAUAUUGUAAUAUGGAUUUAAAUGAAAUAUUUGGUGCCAACUUAUUUACAUUCUCAAUUUUAUGCCAAUAAAAGAUUUCUGAAACUAAC